Messenger RNA from Symbiodinium pilosum, 906 nucleotides. The record is from the annotation of a GenBank genome assembly. Lineage: Eukaryota; Dinophyceae; Suessiales; Symbiodiniaceae.
GAUUGGUGGGAUGUCAAAGGAGAAAUCCAGGCUUUGCCGGCGGGGUAUAUUGCCGAAGAUCCAUUCAAAUGUGGACCAGCUUCAGCCCUUAGAUCGUUGCCCGGUGGAGAUGAUGCUUCUAUGAUUCGGGUCGAUGGUGCCCACACGUGGGCCAUCAAUGGUAUCGGCAAGGACUUGUACAGCAGCUCGUUGGUACUUGCGGCACGUAUCGGUCUUUUUGGCACAGGCUCGAUGGAACACCGUCUUGGGGUUGCCUAUGACAGAUUCCAAGUCUUUGUGCGAAAAUCAUCGAAGUAUACCAGUAUCGACGGCUUCAAUUACAUGACCCUCAAGUGCAACAAGACGUACACAGACUUCCCCAGUGGUUUGGGCAAGGGGCAUGAUUGUGCCAUUGUCGGCAGCUGGCUGGAAGAAGAACUUGCCCGCACCAACGUGGCUGAGCAACACCGUGAGAUCUUCGAAGUCAUGCGCUACACUGUUGCGAUGGCAGGAAAGUUCUGGAGAACGAUCUAUGAGAGUGGGGAAGGCUACGCUACAUUGGCCAGUCUGAGUGCCCGAGCGGGCCUGAUGAUGUUCAAGAUUCGCCCGAAGUUGCAUAUGUACUGCCAUUUGGUGUUCCUGGGCACCAUGAUGGAAACCCUCUUUACCAAAAAUUAUAUGGAUAAAGUAGUUGUUUAUCCUUUCUGCGAAAGUAUACAGCUGAGACUGGACUUGCAAAAUCAAAUGGAGAACGACAAUGCAAAGUACAUCCUAUCGCCAACCAACUUUAUGGUUUGGUCUGACGAGGAUUUCAUCGGACGGAUUGCCAGGUUGAGCCGACGAGUACAUAAAGCCAGCACUGCGAAAUAUACGAUUGAUAGAGCAAAAUGUCUCUACCUGCGUCAGUGGCGGCGAACGUUUGAGUGA